GCAUUAUCUCACUUUAUCAGUACGUAUUUGUUUCCAAAGCGCGCACCUAGAUAAAUUUGCUGAAUUAUAAUCAAUGUUGGGCGAUUUCUGUCAAAUGGAAUAUAUUGUUAUGCCUCGUGAUUGUGUUAAUUAAUUGUGUCUUUUGGAAAUCUUGAAAAUGUCGGAACAUAAUUUGUUAAUAAAAAUUUGUUUAGAUGUCAUAGCUCUCUUGAUCGUUGGAUUCGCUUGGCUCGCUCUGCUUCUGUGGGCCAAACCUUAUGAGCGAGGUUAUUUCCAAAAUGAUCAGUCACUUAGUCUUCCGUUUAAAGAAGAAGCUAUCUCCGAAACUCUGCUUGCAGGCCUUGGAUUUGCUUUAUUAAUCAUCACUAUACUAAUUGUUGAAAUAAUACGAAAUAUCAAGGGCAAGUCAGUCUCGGAUAAGUCACUUUGCGGUACUGAGAUUCCUGGAUGGGUGUGGGAGUCAUAUGUGGCCAUUGGGUUGUUCACAUUUGGGGCCGCUUGUCAACAACUAUUGGUCACCAUGACCAAAUAUGUCAUUGGACGGUUGAGACCACAUUUCUUUGAUCUAUGUGUGCCUUCGAUCUUGAGUACUACCAGACAAGGUUACGUGUCAGAGUUUUCCUGCGCCGGCGCAGGGGGUGCAGCAAAAUUGAAAGACAUGCGUCUUUCCUUCCCCAGUGCGCACGCCAGCUUUUCCAUGUACUGUGCCGUUUUCUUCAUAUUGUACAUACAAGUGAGCGCUAGAUGGCGCGGAUCGAAAUUGUUGCGUCACGUGGCACAGUUUGUUGUUCUACUCGCCGCGUGGUACGUGGGUCUUUCCCGUGUGGUAGACAACAUGCACCAUCCCAGUGACGUUGCCGUCGGGUUCACAGUUGGAGCGGUGGCAGCGCUAAUUACUUUCGCAUACUUGUACAAGCCGAAGAUUGUCGAGCGUCGUACGUCAUGGCUCACCGAGCCUUCGACCCAACCGGAAUUCCUACCAAGACCUGUAUUAAUGACGCGUAAUAAUUAAGACUGAAUACAAUAAACGAUUAUAUUAAAA
This is a messenger RNA of Pieris rapae (cabbage white), 1042 nucleotides long. RefSeq names its product putative phosphatidate phosphatase. The transcript is spliced from 6 exons. Gene Ontology annotation, molecular function: phosphatidate phosphatase activity. Lineage: Eukaryota; Metazoa; Arthropoda; Insecta; Lepidoptera; Pieridae. Gene Ontology annotation, biological process: phospholipid metabolic process; phospholipid dephosphorylation; signal transduction. Bases 158 to 1012 code for a protein of 284 amino acids. The record is from RefSeq and is a predicted model, not a curated record.